Messenger RNA from Leptopilina heterotoma, 2161 nucleotides. RefSeq names its product suppressor APC domain-containing protein 2. Bases 170 to 1495 code for a protein of 441 amino acids. NCBI's taxonomy places the organism in Eukaryota, Metazoa, Arthropoda, Insecta, Hymenoptera, Figitidae. The record is from RefSeq and is a predicted model, not a curated record. The transcript has 6 exons.
AUUAUUGGAGAAAGGCCUUUAUAGUCCAGUCAGUGCAGCAGAAUUAAAGUUGAAAAAACUUGAAACUUAUUGUAAAUAUUUGUGUACUGUAGUACAUUAGUUUAUUAAAUACACACGUAAACAAUAAAAUAUAUAUUUUUUAAAUUAAAAUAAAAAAUAAAACGAAACGAUGGCAACGUCUAAUUCUGAUGGUUUACCAAAAAGUUUUAUUUCUGCAAUGAAAACUUUAUUUGAUAUUAUGGAUGAUCAAAAUACUGGUUUUAUAAAAUUUUCUGAUAUUAAAGAACGUUGGCAGGAUGAUGGUGCUCAGGGUCUUCCUAAAGGUGUACUAGAAAGUUUGAAAAAAGUUGCCCCAUCGAAUGGAAUGUUAUCUUUUGAGAGGUUUUGUGCAGGUUUAAAAAUAUCUCUUUUGCAUGUAAAAGUUGAAAGUGAUGUCAAGAAGCACGAUUCCCAACCUAAUAGGCCUCCUUCUGCACCGACACUUGUUGAGGCAGACACAAAAUCAACUUGGUCUUCUCCAAAUACAGCAACAAUUAGACCUAAUAACGUUAUCUCACAGCAGCGUACUCUAAGCAUGCCUCAAUUAUUAUCUGGACAGAAAGAAAGAAACUUACAAUUCGAGAAUGUUGUAGACUCUAGAAAUUGUCACGAUCAAAAACCACCAAAAACUUAUGGUUUAUCAAAAUCCCGUCCAAAUCCUAUUCUUGAUGGAAGAAUUCUAAAUGCUGAUAGGAAUUUCGACAAAUCUGAAAUUCGUACAGCUCUUCAAAAUUGGCAAAUGAAUCUUUUAAUGAAUGAUGACAAAUGUUUAGAUAAACGUCCGUUGCCUGAUAGAUAUCCCGCAGAAUCCAGAUCUCUUUUAAGGCAAGUUUCAAAUCUGGGAGAUGAAAAAGUAGUGGAAUUACAAAAUAAUCAUGUCAAUAUUGAUAUCAAUGCCAAAAAGGCAUUAAGUCGACGUAGGGAACCAAGGCGGCAUACAUUGCAAAAUGGAAUCGACUAUAAUAUGAUGAAGAGAAUGAAACAAAUUGAACAAGAGAAAGAUGUUUUGCUCCAAGGUCUUGCUGCAGUUGAAAAAACUAGGGAAUGGUAUUUGAAACAGAUAUCUGUGAGCCAGGAGAAAAUUAAACAUCUUGGUCAGAUGGGUUCUCAUGUGGAGCAGUGGACGGAAGCUCAACAAGAGCGCUUGGAAUUGCAAAGGGCAAGAGUCCUUGAAGUUAACCGACAUUUGGCAGCUCUGAUAAGCAGUUGGGAACGUGGUGGUCUAUCAUUUCAUAUUUUUUUGAGUAGCAAUUCUCAGAUGAAUCAAAAUAUUGUUUCUAGAUUAAAGCAACAAAAUCAAAAAUUAACUGAGGAAGUAAACAAGAAAGCCCAGCGAAUUGCACUUUUGGAACAAGAGAAAGACAGUCUUUUACGAGAAAUUAGACAAUCCGGUCUUGUUCAAUCUCGAAGAUCAACGGUAAUACAUGAGCAACAUAAUCAAACGUUCAUAAUAUGACUACAUUGCAGAAUUAAUUUUGCAGCAAUUGAUGCAGAAAAAUUUCCCAACCAAAAGCAUCUUGGAAAAUUCCCAACUAUUACUCGAAACUGAAACUAAUAAUUAGUGCUAAAAAAAUAUAUAUAAAGUUUAUUACGACUUUAUUGUAAACAAUUAGGUGCAUAUUUUAUAAUCAUGUUAUCAAAUUAUUAUAAACUGUUUCUACAUAUUGUCACCUUCUUUAAAAGAGGGGAAAUCUUUAUGCACUCAUUGAUUGCAAAUUCCGUCCAUUACCAUUUAUUUGUUUUUUAACGAAAAAAAAAAAAAAUACUUUUCCAGCAAAUAUAAUCUCUCAAUAUUUAAAUGAAGGUUUGGCAUAAAAAAACAAAACUUGUUUAAAACAAACAAUUUUAAACUUGGUAUAUCUUGUGAUUAAACAAUUGUUUUGAAUCAACAAGUUAAUUUUCUAAAAUAUACAAAUAAAUAUAUAUUACUACCAAGUUUCAUUUAAAUUGGUGAGGGUGCUUCGAAAAAGUAUUUUUCUUUCAACAUUCCAUUCAAUGUAAAGUCAAAUGUUAUCAUCUAUUCGUCAUUGAUAACGGGAUUUCGAUAACGAAUCAAAAUUAAUUAUUUUAUCUAGAAUGUAAUAUAUUUUAUUUUUAGUCAAAUAAAUAUUUUCAAAAUAAA